Messenger RNA from Spinacia oleracea (spinach), 3132 nucleotides. RefSeq lists its product as uncharacterized. The record is from RefSeq and is a predicted model, not a curated record. The transcript has 8 exons. Lineage: Eukaryota; Viridiplantae; Streptophyta; Magnoliopsida; Caryophyllales; Amaranthaceae. The coding region runs from base 227 to 2905 and encodes 892 amino acids.
AAUUCAAAUUCAAAUUCAGCCGCUCUCUCACAUUCCAACGGUUAGUUUUUACCCUCACACACAUCUCCCCUUCAGAUCCUCCAUCGUAUAUAAGCUCCCUAAACUUCAUCUCUCUAAGCCACCAUUUAUCAUUGUAUCUCUUACAUCCGACCCCUAAUUUUCUCUCUCUACCUCCUCCUUUUCCCCCUCUUCAAUUUUUCGCGUUGAAGAAAAUUUUCCAGAAUCCAUGGAUUUCCAAAGCUUGAAGAGACGUGACCUCCAAUCACUAUGCAAGCUCAACAAUAUCCCUGCAAACACCACCAAUGCCACCAUGGCCGACGCUCUAGCUUCACUUCCGACUGUUGAAGGACUUGGGGAUUUUUUGUUCCAUGGAUCACCUGAAAGAUCUGUUAAUGCUACACCUGCACCCCGAACCACGGCUACAAGAACUCAACGUGGAACAAGGACUAAAGCAGUUGAAGGAACCGAUACAAGGAAGACUACUGCCACACGGACCAUCCGGAAAAGAACAACUCAGGAAGCCUCAGUCCAGAAGAAGACGGAGAAAGAUUUGCAGACCGAGUUCGAGGCUGACAUGGAGCAAUCUGGAGUUACUGAAAGCAAUGUGCUUCCUGGAGCCGAACUUGAGGAAAUUUCAGAAGUCAGUGUGGAGAAUGAACAACAGUUGUUGUCAGAGAGCCAAAGUGAACCCCAAAAUGAGGUACAGCAAGAGGUUAAGGAUGGGCAAGGGGUCAUUGAUUUGGAUGACUGUACCGAAAACCAGGAGCAAUAUGAAGCUACCGAGAUGUCGGAUGACAGCAUGAAGGUUGAUUUCCACAGCCUCGGUAGGAAGGACCUCCAGAACCUGUGUAAGAAGAACAAGAUCCCUGCCAAUACUUCCAAUGCUACAAUGGCUAGUGCUCUUGAAUCACUUGAGAAUGUUGAAGGUCUUCAAGAGUUUUUGAAGGAAUGUGAGUCUCGGGCUCCAGGCUCACCUCUGAUGUCUGGAAUCACUUCAUCUCGUGCUCGCCAAUCACGGACCACAGUGAAAAUCACCAGGGAAGAGCCACAGAGCUGCAAGAUGAUCACGAAAUCAUGCCGUGGUUCAAGGAAAAGGACUGUAGACGAACCAAAGAAUGAUGUAACCAAAACUCCAGCUGCACAAAGUGCUCAGCAAAAGGCUACCCCAGCUGCUUCUGCUCUCUCUGAGAAUGAGAGCAUUCAGGAAAAGGAAGAUAAUGCAGUACAAUCGGAGAACUCAAGCAUGGAUGCUUCUCAAGUGUCAGGUGGUUCCGAGUUCAAUGGUGAUAUCAGUAACUGUAACAAUGGUCUCUUUAGUGUGGAGAAUUUGGAGGAGGCCACCGAAGUCUUGGCCAAUUUGGUUAAGUUCGACAUAGGCUCUGACGCAUUGGCUGAUUCUUCCACCCAAGACGAGGGACUGAAAUUUGGUUCUGCAGAAACUGAAUCUCAAGUUGCCCAGAUCGAGGACCUGAUCAGUGCUCCUGAUUCCGUUGUGGAGAGCCUGCCUGAGAAGCUUGACAUUAUUCAUGUUGAAUAUCAGGUGUCUGAGGAGUUUGUUUCUGCUACUCAAGCUGAUCAAGUCAGUUUGGAAAUCAGUGCUGAUAAGGCGGUCACUUUUAAUUUUGAUUCUACCGCACACAUGAGCCCAGUUGAAUAUGAGGGUAGCCCUGCAGAAGAUGAAAUGUCUGAGAAGCCUGAUACUGAGUUAACUACUCAAGCUGAUGAACCAAGUCUGGAAAUCAAUGAGGAGAGUGAUGGUAGCUGCACAGAAGAAGAAGAUGAGAUGUCUGAGAAUUCUGAUUCUGAACUGACUAUUCAAGCUGAUAAACCAAGUCUGGAAAUCAAUGUGGAGGGUGAUGGUAGCUGCACAGACGAAGAGGAUGAGAUGUCUGAGUGUUCUGAAGAUGAUCAACUGAGUCUGGAAACCAACUUGGACAGUGAAGGUAGCUGCACAGAAGAAGAGGAUGAUGUCUCUGAGAGUUCUGAUUCCGAGUUGACUAUUCAAGAUGAUCAACUGAGUGUCGAAACUAACGUGGACAGCGAAUCUGAUUCUGCUACAGAUUCAAGCUGGUUUGAAAAGGCUGCAGUUCUUUUUGCCAACCAGUUUGACACUGAAUCAAGUAUUCAAGUUCGUUCAUUUGUGGCUACAGAAAGCAAGACACCUUUGAACCUUAAAAGUCUGCGAAAAUUGAAGAGGAUGUACAAGGAGAAACUUCAACAGGAAAAAACUUUGGCAAAAAGUAUGGAGAAAUUGUGCUUGGAUGAGACUGAUGAGAUCACUCUAGCCAGUGUGGAAGAAGGGAAUGACGAAGCUUCAGCUUCUCAAGUAAUGCCUGCUGAUGAGGACGAUGUUGGAGAAUCAGAAGAAGAGACCGAUGAUGAGGCUGAAACUGAUGAUGAUGACAAUGUGGAGCAAGUUGAUGUACUUCUGGAGCAAGUUCAGGAAACCCCAGUUACUAAUUCUUCCUCUGAUGGGGAAACUGAAAAACUCUUCCCAGUUCAGGUACUAGUAGACAACGAAGUGGUACCUGAAGAUGCAGUAGUUGGAGACAUUAAUGUUGUUGUCGCAUGUCCACCACAAGCAACACCAAUCAAAUGCUCUAGCGUGACAAAGAAGCCAGUGUCAGUGCUGGUUACACCAUCAAAAUCUUCCUGCAAAACACCGAUGUCAGCUGGAAGGAAAAACCGCGUUAUGGAUGUCAACAAGGAGAACAUUAUUGACAGCAGUAUCAGUAAGACUGAAGCUGGGAAAAUCAAACUUGCUGUUGCUGGAAGUGGAAAGCUUUUUUCUGCUAUGAGUAUGGGGAAGUUGAUGAAGGAAGUUAAGGUUCUCGAGCAAUCUGAGAAGAAGAGACUAGCGUUGAAGUCACGGUCGGAAAACCAGUGCAACCUGAAUCUACCAUGAACUGAAGAUCUGAGAAGUGUUAGUCAAUCCUGCAACAAGUAUGGUCAAUGUAGUAUUAGGAGGCUAAAACCAUUGGUUUACCUUCUUGUAGUUCUUAUAAGUUUGUCAAUGGCUCAAAUGUGUGGUCGACUUAUAUAAUCUCCCUUUUGUUGGAUGAUAAUAACUCAAUUAUCUUUUAUACUAAAUGUUAAUGCAACUUAUCAAAGAUGAGUACUAUUUUUAAUGUA